Messenger RNA from Cercopithifilaria johnstoni, 1275 nucleotides. NCBI's taxonomy places the organism in Eukaryota, Metazoa, Nematoda, Chromadorea, Rhabditida, Onchocercidae. The record is from the annotation of a GenBank genome assembly.
AUGACAGCGCAAGACUAUGCUUCAGUAAUGCCAACUUAUUCAACCGCUCUAUCCGCUUACAAUCAAUACCCUUAUCCAUCCAGUAACAAUUUAGCCAAUGGAACAUUACCAACUUACUAUACCUCAAAUUACAUGAAUCCUGUUAAUCAAAGCUACAACAGUUUUGGAGUAGCAAGCGGAAUAUCGCCUCUAGCUUCAACUACCAAUCGAACAUCCUCUACUAUUGUUAAUAAUGCAUCCACUUCUGCUGCAACUGCCGGAAGUUCCACUUCGGCGAUUGCUGAUUCAUCAUCAUCACUCACGCAAAUAUCCCAAAAUUGUCGUUCUUCUCGGGUCACCUUCAAUGAACAAACACAACAGGAACUUGCUCAGAUGCGUACUUAUAAUGGUAAAAUAGGCAAUGCAAAGCCGCCAUUUUCAUAUAUCUCACUGAUAACGAUGGCAAUUCAACGAUCCGAAUCUCGUAUGCUAACACUUUCAGAAAUCUACCAAUUCAUAAUGGAUAAUUACGCCUACUACCGACAGAACCAGCAAAGAUGGCAAAAUUCGAUCAGGCAUUCACUUAGCUUCAACGAUUGUUUCGUCAAAGUACCCAGGACACCGGAUAAACCAGGAAAAGGUAGUUUCUGGACUCUUCAUGAAGACUGUGGUAAUAUGUUUGAAAAUGGAUGUUAUCUGAGGAGGCAAAAGCGAUUUAAAAUCAAUGAUGGUAAACCAAAAAAUAAGAAAAUUAAGAAUGGACAUGGCGGAAGAACGGGUCAAAUAAAGGAAGAGCACGAUGAAGAUGUUGCAGAUAAUAAAGGGGUCAGUAAUGCAAGUGAAAUGAAAGUUUCAAGUAAAACGCAACAGCCCGAUACGGCAUGCUCACCACCAAGCGAAGCUGAAACAAGUACCAAUACCGAUCGUAUUAUUGCCAGUGGCACAACUCCACAGCUAAUCAGGACCCAGCAGCAGGUAAUGCAACCUGUGCAGUUACCUGCUACCACUUCAUUGAUAGCACCUACCGUAAGCAGUCAACCGACAAGUGUCAUUUCAGCUGUGGGAACCGUACCGAUGAACCCUUAUGCCAGUCAAUAUCCAUCCUUUGGAUUGUACUCGAAUGGUGCGAUGACCGCUGUGCCAGAUUUAUCACAGACGACAUUACCUACUUUAACACCAAGUGCUUUCCGUAUUGGAAGUCUUAUCGAUAAUUAUAGUAUGUACAAUAACAUGUAUGCUACACAACCGAGUAAUACACUUAACGAUUACCCUUAUCAGCAAACAUUGUAUAGGUAG